Molecule: messenger RNA, 2136 nt
Organism: Neurospora crassa OR74A
Lineage: Eukaryota; Fungi; Ascomycota; Sordariomycetes; Sordariales; Sordariaceae
Product: MFS multidrug transporter
Exons: 1
Coding region: 1-1854 (617 amino acids)
Biological process (GO): transmembrane transport
Molecular function (GO): transmembrane transporter activity
Source: RefSeq, a predicted model, not a curated record
AUGGCGGAGCCAGAUUUGAAAGACCAGGUCGCGGACUCGCGGAGGUCCACGUCGACGGCCGCUGCCACGGAUACGCUCACUCAAGACUCAGCGCGUACUUCAAUGCAGGCGAAUCACCAGGAGAAUCAACAUCAGUUUGACGCUGGACAAGGAGCGAGCCAUGAUUAUAGUGAGAAGCAGCAAGAGCAAGCCGGACAAGCUUCACAACCAGUCACCGAACUCACGCCAGCUGUACCGAUUUCCGCCGAACCCGUGUCCCUCCUGACCGGCGAACCCCCGAGCGAAGCACCUGUCGUCGAGCAGCCUCCCAAGUACUCGAUUCACCCAGCAUGGGCCAAGCGCCUCAUCAUCUUCGGCGCCUCCAUCUCCGCCUUCUUCUCGCCCCUCACCGCUCAGAUCUACCUCCCAGCUCUGCCUACCGUAGCUGACGACUUCCAUGUUACCGCGUCCAAGGCGACCCUGACGGUGACAACCUACAUGAUCUUCCAAGGCAUCACGCCCAUGUUUCUUGGUGGAUUGGCAGAUUCAGCGGGCCGUCGACCUGCCUACGUCAUCUGCUUUGUCAUAUACAUCGGGGCCAAUAUCGGUCUGGCGCUGUGCAAGAACUUUACGAGUCUCUUGAUUCUCCGCAUGCUGCAGAGUGCAGGGUCGAGCACCACCAUUGCUCUUUGCCAAGCCACGCUGGCAGAUAUCACCACCAGUGCGGAACGAGGACAAUACGUCGGUAUCACGGCGCUUCCUCAAGUCUUGGCUCCGAGUCUCGGUCCAGUGGUAGGCGGUCUGUUGACCAACUAUCUCGGCUGGCGCUGGAUCUUCUGGCUGCUAACCAUCAUGGCUGGCGUUAACCUUUUGGGCUUGCUCAUGUUCUUCCCCGAGACUUGCCGCAAGAUCGUAGGCGAUGGCAGUGGUCGCAAGGAUUCGCACUGGAUAUACUGGACUGGCUGGCAGCUACUCCGCGACAACCUUGCCCGUCGCGAACGCCGCAGGGAGCGGAAGCGUCGCGAGGCUGAACUUUCCAAGGAAGACCCGUCCAACCACAACAAUGGCCUCCACCUAACCGUCUCAACUGCUUCUGCCCCCCGUCAGAAGAUCAAGCUCAGCCUUACCACACCUAAUAUCCUCCAGUCUCUCACACUUCUCUUCCGUUCCAAACAGCUCGCCAUCCUCCUCUCCUACUCAGCCAUCGUCUUCUCCGGCUUCUACGCCAUCGGAACCGCCAUGCCUAACCAGCUCUCGACCCUUUACGGGCUUAACGACAUCGAAAUCGGCCUCAUGUACCUACCCAUGGCCGGUGGUUCCAUUGUCACAGCCUUUGUUAUUGGCAGGGUUAUCACAUGGAACUUUCACCGCCAUGCCAGGCGCCUGGGUAUGGUAAUCGACAGAAGCCGGCAGACGGAUCUGAGUGCCUUCCCCAUUGAGCGAGCGAGACUGGAGGUGGGACUGCCGCUGUUGGCGCUGACCAGUGCUGUGGUGAUCUCAUGGGGCUGGGCCAUGCAGAGCAAGACCAGUCUGGCGGCGCCGUGUGUUUUGCUGUUCCUUCUGGGAGUGGGCAUGAUUGGAUUCAACAACACGGUCAGCACCCUGGUUGCGGAUAUCUACCCGGGCAAGGCCGGAGCGGCGACGGCAGCAAAUAACUUGACGAGAUGUUUGCUUGGAGCGGCAAGCAGUGCGGUGAUCCUGCCGAUGGUCGAAGGAAUAGGAAGUGGAUGGGCGUAUACCAUCUUUGGAGGAUUGUAUGUGUUCUUUGCGCCGUUGUUGCUGGUGCUUAUGAGCAGGGGAAUGAGGUGGAGGGCGGAGGAGAAGUGGAAGGAGGAGGCCAAGGAGGAGAAGAGAAAGCAAGAACAGAAAGCGUGAGUGUGUGAUGAGAGAAACGGAAGCCCAAGCAUAACUAAGGUCGUUCGGCUUGAUUUUGAAGAGGAGUCGGGGAAGGAGAAGGUGUUGUGAUACCCAUUGCUUUCAUCCAAUUGCUUUUCAGCGUUGCAUUUCCGGCGUCGGGUUUGUGGUUCGAGGGAUAGACGGGAUAUAAUCUCCAAGCUCAAUGUGUGGAACGUCAUGUGCGACUUUUCGGGUUAGAUUCAACGUUCCAUGGUAGCAUUUCACUUUCGGACACUUGGUAUGUAGUACCGCAAAAUAGAC